AUGAAGCCAAACAACCCUUCUGGAGCCAUGGACGGAAUAUUAUGGAGGAAACAGGAACUGAUCGGUUGUUCAGCAAAGGCUGUUAGUUACAGAGUGGUGGCGGUGGUGGCUGGAAACUCGGACGCUGUGACCUUGAGCGGCCUCAAGGCCGACACCCAGUACCAGGUGACCGUAGCGGCCGUGUGGGCCGGGAAAAAGUACCGCAGCAGGCCGAUUGUCUUCCGAACCCUGGAGCCGCCGCGCACCUCGCCGCAGCAGGACGGCGCGCUGGCGGGGCCGCCGUCGACGCCGCAACCCACGGGGGCGGCCAAGGAGGCCAGGGAGGCGGCGGACUACGAGGCGGACAUGGCCGAAUCAACUGUUUUUUGUUUGACUAUAGAUUAUCAGUUCGCUCCAGGUGGUCAUGUUCGUGGUGUAGAAAUAGGUAUAGUCCUCCUAGUAUUAUUCGUGUGGGUAGCUGCGAUAGCUCUGUUCUUCAACCGCUGGGGCAAGAUCCGCAUGCUGCUGCCCUACCAGCCCGACUACAAGCAGGAGCAGCUCAAGGUGCCCGGGACGGCCGCCUGUGCGGCCGCUGCUGGACCCCCUUGCUCGCACAACUCGGGCGACCACAUCUGCCAGCAGGUAAGGGCUUUGUGCCUGUUCCAGCAAAUCGUAGAUGUAAAUGAAAACAAUUAA
This is a messenger RNA of Phaedon cochleariae (mustard beetle), 675 nucleotides long. Lineage: Eukaryota; Metazoa; Arthropoda; Insecta; Coleoptera; Chrysomelidae. The record is from the annotation of a GenBank genome assembly.